GUUUGAAUACUAUAUCAAUAAUACAAUAUAUUGUACUAAAGUGUGAAACAUAUACCAUCCCGGAAGUCUUGGCCACGGAGUCCUUCGUUGGGUGUCCGUGAUGGGAUGUAAACUCGGCUAGGUCCUUUAACGAUUGCGUGUUGUUUUGAUUAGAGAGGCUGGUCCAAGACGAGGGCCUCAAAGGCAAAUGGGCAGCUCUAAACGGUUGCAGAACGAGAACAAAACGGGGGCAACUCAAUGUGGUUGGCUGAACUGCAACCGGUGCCACUUUCUCCAAAAACAUAGUGUGUUUCACUCCUUUGUGAAGAACAACUUGGGGCUGUGCCCUCUGCAGGUCGGCGGCGGCCUUCGGGGCCUUUCCUAUGCAGAUCUUCAGGUCUUUUGGAUUGAAGGCCAAGUGAUGCAUUUGAAGGCCUUGAACAGGGACUUCAAGUUGGACUUCACCAAGGCUGGCCUCCAAGAGGGCGCUCGAGAGGCGUUGCGGGAAGGUUUGCAGAUGGCCAUCGAUGGGCGCCUCCAAGCGAACCGCAGCUGGGCCGAGCUGAGAGCGGCCCUCCGCAACGACGAACAUCUGGCGCGGGUGCGGGAUAUGAAGAUGGCAGCAGAGACAGGACUGAAGAUGAUCGAGACGGAUGCGGCUCGGAUGAGCGACCGGGGUGCCGCUCGCAUCAGGCGCUUGGAGGUCUUCGAGGUGGAGCGCUUCACCUUGGGCUUCGGAUGGGGCACCUGCAAUUGGCCGACAGAUGGAGAGCUUCAGUGGCGUUGGGUGCAGGAGAACGGCAGGAAGCAUCCACAGGUGGAUGAGAGGCUGACCCAAAAGCAAGCAACAAAGGCAGAGGAACCUCCUUGCCAAUUGGGCGGACUCUACAAGGCCAGGCCCUUGGAGCUUUGAGGUGAUCGACAAGGUCACGGACAAACAGGGCUGGGUCUACGGCAUGGCUUGGAGCCAACCAGAUUGGAGCCAACACCAGGGUUUGAACCUUCUCAGGAGACGGCGUUGGACCCGCCCCUUCCACUGAGACUCGCGGAACACCUGGAGAGUCAAAAACACCUGGAGUCGGAUCCAUAUCAGGC
Molecule: messenger RNA, 1074 nt
Organism: Durusdinium trenchii
Lineage: Eukaryota; Dinophyceae; Suessiales; Symbiodiniaceae
Source: the annotation of a GenBank genome assembly